ACGUUCUAUUUCCACGUUCACCUCAUUAUAGACUUCCCUCCAGCCGUAUCUCUAGGAACAACCACGACUCCCGGCAUACUUUGCAAAACGGCGGGAGAAGGAAGGUUUCGGUCUAUAGUGUUAGUUAGGUUGCCAUGGGUACAAAUUUUUUUUUUUUGGUUGUACGCGAGUCCGUUGAAGAGACGCUCACGCAGUCGGUUACUUGAGGGGGAACCCUUCUCCGUUCAGAGUCUCGACUUGGAUGACAGUUGUUUUGUUUAUUGACUGAAGAGCAAGUGGAGAGUCUAAUUGUUACAAUACCUACAUACAUCGUGUCAGUCCUGUAAGCUGCUUGAACUAUAUGUAGAAAAUCUUUGCGCAUUGUCUGGACAAUGUCAAGGAAAGCCUCUAGAGAAUCUAAAAAAGUUAAUGUGUCCAGCUCCUUGGAAUUGGAAGAUAUUAGUUUGGAGACUACAGUACCCACUGAUGAUAUUUCUUCCUCGGAAGAUCGGGAAGGUACCAUCAAAAUUACCAGAGGGCUGAUUGAACGGAAGGAGCUGCUUCAUAAUCUCCAGUUGCUGAAAAUAGAGCUUUCCCAGAAGAACUUGAUGUUAGACAACUUGAAGGUGGAAUACCUGACUAAAAUUGAAGAACUGGAAGAAAAGCUUAAUGAUGCCCUCCAUGAGAAACAGCUGCUAUCUUUACGACUAGAUAACCAGUUGGCAUUACAGCAAGAAGAUGCUCGAAAACAUCAAGAACUAAUGAAACAGGAAAUGGAAACCAUCUUGUUGCGCCAGAAGCAAUUAGAAAAGAAUAACCAUCAGUUAAGAGAGUGCGCUGGAGAUAUCCGCCGCAGCUUGCGUGACCUUGAACUGACUGAUGAGCACUAUACCAAACUGAAAUCUCUUCCAGAAGAUGAACUUUCUAUUUCUGAAUACGUAUCUAUUAGAUUUUACGAAACGGUGCAGCCUUUUAAAAAAGAGCUAAAUGAACUACAGGUAAAGAAGGAUGCAGCAUCUGAAGAAAUGAAUGACUAUAAAUCUCAGUUGAAACACUUGAUGGAGAACUAUGAAGCAGAGCGAAGAAAUCGGUCAGAAUUAGAAGUUAGAUGUCAACGUUUAACACUUGAACUAGCAGAUACAAAACAAAUGAUUCAGCAAGGUGACUAUAGGCAAGAGAAUUAUGAUAAAAUAAAAUGCGAGCGUGAUGCAUUUGAACAUGAUUUUUCAGAGCUUCGGAGAAAAUAUGAAAUAUUAGAAGUGUCGCACAAAGCACUAACCAAAGAAAGAAACGAUUUAUCGAAAGAGGUUGCAACUUUACAGCAGUCUGUUACCUUGCUUCAGAAGGAUAAGGAUUACCUCAAUCGUCAAAACAUGGAGCUUAAUGUUCGCUGUGCCCAUGAAGAAGAUCGUCUUGAAAGGCUUCAGGUUCAGCUAGAAGAUGCCAAAAAGGCAAGAGAAGAGAUUUAUGAGAAAUAUGUCUUAUCAAGAGACCAUUAUAAAACAGAAUAUGAAAAAAAACUGCAUGAUGAAUUAGAACAAUUAAGACAGAAGACAUCUCAAGAAAUAGAGCAGCUUCGAACAGCUACAAAGGAAAUGUAUGAACGUGAAAACAGAAAUUUAAGGGAAGCCAGAGAUAAUGCUGUGACUGAAAAAGAGAGAGCUGUUGUGGCUGAAAAAGAUGCUUUAGGAAAAUAUGAGCAGCUUUUAGAACAGUACAGGCAGCUGCAACUAAGCACAGAAAGCAAAGUGGCUGAACUUCUCCAUCAGAGUAAACUAAAGUCCUUUGAAAGUGAACGUGUACAGCUUAUGCAAGAAGAAACCUCUAGGAACCUUUCACAGUGUCAGCUGGAGUGUGAAAAAUAUCAGCGAAAACUAGAAGUUUUAACCAAAGAAUUUUAUAAUCUUCAAGCACUGAGUGAGAAACGGAUUUCAGAACUUCAGGCACAAAAUUCUGACUACCAGGCAAGGCUUGACACGUAUGAAAAACUGGAAAAAGAACUUGACGAGAUAAUAAUGCAAACUGCAGAACUUGAAAAUGAAGAUGAAGCAGAAAGAGUUCUGUUCUCCUAUGGGUAUGGUGCAAAUGUUCCUACAACAGCCAAAAGAAGGUUGAAACAAAGUGUUCAUUUGGCAAGAAGGUUACUGCAGCUAGAAAAGCAAAACACACUGCUUGCAAAAGAUCUGGAGCAUCAGAAGGAGCAAGUUACCCAAACUUCACUAGAGCGGGACAGAGCUAAUUCAUUGUUGAACCAAGUACAGCAACCUUACAGGUAUCUCAUUGAGUCUGUGCAACAGAGAGAUUCUCAGAUACAUUUACAGAAAGAACAUAUUGCACAACUUGAGAAAGAUAUUGGUCUUUUAAAUAAAGAAAAGACAGCUUUGCUGCGUGUCAAGAAUCAAAUGGCAGCAGAUUUAGAAAGACUUCUAAAUCACCGUGAGGAACUUGCUGUGAUGAAACAGAUGUUGAUUAGUCUUCAUGGUAAACCCCAAGGAGAUAAUUUGCCUCAGAAACAGAGUAAAGAUCUGCCUGCAAAAGCCAUAUCGAGCCCAUCAGUCAAUUUACCUUUUGGACAUGAGGAAGGAAAUAUAUUUGCACCCAGACCAACAUUAUUUACAAAUGAAGCUCCACUACAAUGCUUGAAGAAGGUAAAGCAGAAAAAAGCCUCUUAGGUUAUUAUUCCAAGAAAGAAAUGAAGAUCAUCAUAAUCAUGUUCUAAAAACGUUAAAGAGAACUUGUGGAAUUGCUUUUAUGAAUUUCAAAAUUCAUAUACCAGCCCAUGUGCUAAGUAGUAGCUAAUA
This is a messenger RNA of Rhineura floridana, 2780 nucleotides long. RefSeq names its product progesterone immunomodulatory binding factor 1 (gene PIBF1). Gene Ontology annotation, cellular component: centriolar satellite. Lineage: Eukaryota; Metazoa; Chordata; Lepidosauria; Squamata; Rhineuridae. Bases 372 to 2651 code for a protein of 759 amino acids. The transcript is spliced from 19 exons. Gene Ontology annotation, biological process: cilium assembly. The record is from RefSeq and is a predicted model, not a curated record.